Messenger RNA from Paramecium tetraurelia, 606 nucleotides. RefSeq lists its product as uncharacterized. The transcript has 4 exons. The record is from RefSeq and is a predicted model, not a curated record. Lineage: Eukaryota; Ciliophora; Oligohymenophorea; Peniculida; Parameciidae.
AUGCAAUCCUCAAAUAAUCAAUAUCUCUAGUUUGUGGGAAAACCACAUAUUACUGCAGUCAUAGCAGGUGGCAGGAGAAGAGUAAACUAUACAUUCGAAGACAAAAGUGAACUUGUAGAAGAAUAUGAUAUCAACAAUCAUGAAUUAAUUAGUAGAAAAUGGAAGCGAGUAUCGAAUAUUAAGGAAUCCUAAUGGAUUUAUGAAGUUGGAGAAGCUCCAAUCGAUCAAUAAGGAGAGUUGAAAUUAUCCAAUGCAAAUCCCAUAUUUGUUAGGAAGGACACUCCUCAGCACUUCCAAUAUAGAGUUCGUAAUCUGAAUUAUCCAGAGGAUGUUUAUAAAGUGGAAGUGGAUGAGAAUACUCAAGAAAUUGUGAUUAGAACAUCCAAUAAAAAGUACUAUAAAAGAUUCGCUAUUCCUGAUAUGAGGAGAGCAAAUCUCAAGCUCGAACAGGGGAAGGUCACUCAUGUGUACAAGAACAAUACUCUAAUUGUGUCUUACCCAAAACCAGAUCAAAUACUAGAGAGAGAGUAUUAGAUUAGGCAGGAGUUCGACAAAUUAAAUAAGAAGAAACCUAAGGAAGGGGAUUUAGAGUGUGUAUAACAGUGA